AUGCCAACGCGUACGGCACCCAUUCUCGAGCAACUGACGAACGGUGUUCCAAAAAUAUUUGACCAAGCUCAGAACUCUACCGCUAAUCACCAGAAAAAUCUGGUCUCUCUUCACAAACUCCACUGCGAGGCUGCCAAUGUCACAGAAGAAUACCAUAAUGGUGAUAGCCUCAAAUUGAUAGGAGAGCGUAACUUUGAAGAUGUGUUUAUUGGUAUGGUGGGCCGGGUACUUCCUGUGAAGAAGGGGACCAGCCAGGCGGAUCGUAUUAUCAAAUUCGUGGGGUCGUAUACAAAAUUCAUCAACGACAAAACUGCAGAAAUUAAGAAAGAGGAAGACGGGGAUGACGAAGACACAACUGCCUCGCGCUUCGUAGCGAGGCUUUUAAGAUUCCUUCUUCAGGGUUUUUCCGCAAAAGACAAAAUAAUCAGGUACCGUUCCGUGCACCUCCUUGCGGAGAUGGUAUCCCACCUCGGCGAAAUUGACGAAGACGUGUAUGCAAAAUUACGGACUGCUCUUUUGGAGCGUAUCCAUGACAGAGAAACACCUAUCCGCGUUCAGGCUGUUACCGCAUUAUCUAAACUAUGUGGCUCUGAAGAUCCAUCCGAGGUUGAAGAUGGGGAGCAAACAGCCGUUGAAGUUCUUCUCGACAUCUUGGCUCACGAUCCUGCUGCUGAAGUCCGGAGAGCGACAUUGUUGAAUCUUCCCCUGACACCUGUCACGCUUGACUCGAUAUUUGGUCGGACUCGGGAUACAGAUACGACUAUGCGGAAGCUUGUAUAUUCGGCCGUACUAGAAGCCCACUGUCUGACUAAGGACGGUACAAUGGGCACGGUCCAUCCUCGCGUCCUUACAAUAGCACAACGAGAACUUGUCAUCCGCAACGGGCUCGGUGAUCGUGAACCUGAAGUGAGGGCUUCCACGGGGUCUCUACUGGGGGCCUGGGUUGAUGUGGCGAGAGGCGAAGCUAAGAAAGAGGAAAAAGGGAAGGCAAUAGAGGAUGACCUGUUGGCUCUGUUGAAUCUGUUUGAUCUCAUGGAAAGCACUGUUGCUGAGGAUGCCUUGUUAAGUGUCUUCGCGACGCGCGCCGACAUCUUCGACAACCUGGAAUUUAAAGACGCUUUUUGGACUAAUUUGAACCCUGAACGCGCAUUUCUUGCACGUGUAUUCGUUGAACACUGUAUCAACACAAAGGAUGACAACAGACUUGAAGCGGCACUUCCCGUCGUCACCGCACUAGCUUUCAGGAUCCAAUCAGAUUAUAACGACCUGCUCAAAGGUCUUCAAGCUGAAGAGGAAGACAGACUGUUACGAGGUGAUGCAGUAGAUGACGACGAAGAUAGAGCCAAGAGGGAAGAUGAGCGAGUGGACAGGGAGUUCGUGAUAGGAGAGAUGCUUAGGCUUGCGGUGAAUCUCGACUAUGCCGAUGAAAUCGGGCGACGAAAGAUGUUUCAACUUGUCCGGGACAUGAUUUCGCAAGAUGCGCUACCAGAAUCACUGUUGGCCCUUUGUUUAGACGUUCUUCGCACAUUAUCUCCGAAUGAACGUGACCUGAUUAGGGUAGUGGUCGAAGUAGUCCAUGAACUUCGAGAUCCCAGUGAUGCUGAUGAUAUAGUAAAGGAUCCCGCAGACGAUGGAGAGACUAAUUUUGGUGGAACUCCGAUGACCGUAAAAGCGACCCCAGCAGCUCACAAGACGAGAACUGAAAUGUCGACUGAAGAACAAGCGAGAUCAGACGCCAUCGAUUUGCGGUGUCUGUCGUUGUGUAUAGGUAUGCUGGAACGUGUGAAUGGCACAUUCGAAGAAAACUCGACUCUGGAAGGAAUUCUCGGGGAAUUAAUCCUUCCUGCUGUCAAAAGCAAGGAAUUGCUGUUGCGCGAGAAAGGACUUGUCAGUUUAGGCUUGUGCUGUCUGAUCGCCCGCCGCAUGGCCCUUAGCUCAUUCCAGCUUUUCUUCAAUCAACUUCUCCAACCUAUUCCUGAAGUACUCAAAAUCAGGGUGAUUCAGAUCGUGGUCGACAUCCUGAUGGUACAUGACACCGAUUUUCUCCGUAAGGGUACCGUCGGGGGCGAAAAAAUUGUGGAGACUCUCCUGCAUUUGCUGACGGAAGAAGAAUCUGACAAAGUACAAGCUUUGCUUUGCAUCGGUAUCUCAAAGCUUGUUUUGGCUGGAAUGAUCUCUAACGAAGAUGUUCUCAAAAAUCUAAUGCUGAUAUAUUUAUCACCCGACACGGCCGACAAUCAAGAAUUAAGGCAAUGCUUGUCGUAUUUCUUCCCAGUAUAUUCCUUCUCCUCGUCUAUCAACCAACGACGAAUGAAAGAGAUAUUCAUUCCAAUGUUCGUGCAGCUGGCAAAUGCUUCAAGAGAUUUAGAGGAUGAUCAGGAGAUGGUCAACCCAAGCCAAGUUGGGGGAAUGUUUGUGGAUUGGACAGAUCCUCAGAAGGCUAUUGAGAUACCAGGCCAAGUAGUGGACGAGAUGAUCCAUUUUGAUAUGGCUAGCGAUAUUGUGAAGGCAUUAUUCAGAGAUGACGUGCCAAAGGAGGACAAGAAGGUCAUGUGUCAACUGCUGGGAAGAUUGUACAUCCCUGAUACCGUGGAUGACGACAAGAUCCGUACACUCAAGCUUCUCUUAUCCAGUUUGAGCUCGCGUCGGCCACUCCGCGACACGGUCGCCAAGAACGCUUUCAUGAAAUUCGAUAAUGCAAUCUCAAAGAAAUUCGCCAAACAGCUCGAAGACUUUAACGAAGCAGAGUAUCGACAGUUGGAGAACCUGAAAGAAUUAUUCGAAUUCUUGGACGAUAUCGUACCUAUUGAAGAUGGUGAAGAAAUCGAACUACCCAAAGGUCGGGCAAGAAAGAGAAGGUCGGAAAGUGUCACAAGUGAUUCGUCAACAAGCAGUACCCCUGAAGUUGUCAGCCCCACGGUUUCGGCAGCUUCAUCGCAACGUGUGAAAGGCAAAGGCAAAGGAAACAAGAAAAGGCGUCUAACUGCCGAUGGCGAUGUAUCCGAUGGCGAAAGUAGCCGAGUAACUCGCACCCCUCCUCCCCCCACUAGAAUCCUCCCAAAACGAGCGGCUGCUUCCAAGAAGCCGAUUGUUGUAAUCACCAUAAGUGAUGAUGAUGAUGAGGAUGAAAUAGAGGAGUUGAGAAGCCCUGCGCCUGUUCCCAAAAAAACUAGCACAAACAAGAGCGGAAAGGCAAAAGCUGCAGAAGUGGCCAAGGUUGAUGCAGAUAUCGAUCGCUUGAUUGACGAAGGACCGUCCUUCGACUCUAUCAUGGAUGAUGAUGACUCGGAAGAUGAAGUAGAUGAUAUACUUGCACCGGAAGACUAAGUGAUAUCAAGCCAAUUCACCUGCACUACAUCGCUUUAUUUACUAUGUACACGUUUUAUCAUGUCACACCUGUAUUUUCCUGAUUCUAUAAUCUUUGUUUUUAUUAUUACAAUACAGUCUAUUUGGGUUUGUAGCUUAGUUCCGAACAUAUAUGCUACAUUUUUAUAUGA
This is a messenger RNA of Serpula lacrymans var. lacrymans S7.9, 3497 nucleotides long. RefSeq lists its product as uncharacterized. Lineage: Eukaryota; Fungi; Basidiomycota; Agaricomycetes; Boletales; Serpulaceae. Gene Ontology annotation, biological process: mitotic chromosome condensation. The record is from RefSeq and is a predicted model, not a curated record. Bases 1 to 3327 code for a protein of 1108 amino acids. Gene Ontology annotation, cellular component: condensin complex; condensed chromosome. The transcript has 19 exons.